Molecule: messenger RNA, 1455 nt
Organism: Kwoniella shivajii
Lineage: Eukaryota; Fungi; Basidiomycota; Tremellomycetes; Tremellales; Cryptococcaceae
Exons: 11
Coding region: 1-1455 (484 amino acids)
Source: RefSeq, a predicted model, not a curated record
AUGGUGCUUCCACGAUUACCACGAAUAGCGACUCUUUUCAUCUUAAUCUUCGGCAUCUUAAUACUCGGAGCAUACCUACACUCCCCCUCAACCGCAAAUUACGCACCAUGGACAGAGACACUGAAGAACUUCACUCCUAUGUCGGAACCGAUGUUCCCUUUCGCUAUAGAUGCGGAUGUCAAAGAUUAUCAUACGUACAACGCCCGGGAGAUAGAUAGUCUGAAAGGAUGUAUGGACGGAGGAGAUUGUAGAAGGAAUCAACGGAAAGUAGUUCUUGCUUGUACCCAUGUUUGGCCAAAGGCAAUUAUUGAUGGUUGGAGAGGAGGUGAAGGAGUUUGGGCAUUAUCCAUGUUUAGAGCUAUGCGAGAACUUGGGUAUACUGUAAUACUGGGAAUGGAUGAUUGGAAGGAAACAUUAACCUAUUACCGGAUGUUCCCUGAUCAGGUGAAAGUUAUCAUACAAUCAGAUUGGGUGAAUGACUGCAUGAGAGAUCCUUUGUGUAUCAAAUCCGAAAGUAAUCCUACAGGGAUUGCAAGGUGGAAAAGUGAAUUCCAUUUCAAUUUUUUCCCCGACCCAAUGCCAGGUUUGGAUGCCCAUCUGUCAGUUGAAGCCGACCGAUAUGAGCUGGAAGAAGAAGAGGAUUAUAGGAGAUUACAAUAUAUUGGGUAUUCCAUCGAAGAAGACUGUGAAAAACAAGAUCUGAUCCCUCAUGCUGAACGCCCUAUGACGGCUUGGAUAUUGGCCAAACAAGCUGCCUAUUUUCAUGUGGGCCCUCAUUUAUACGCAUUUAACGAUACUUACUACACUUCUACUCUCAAAGAGGAAGGGCUUGAUGGAUUGUCUUUCCGCGCAGCUUACGAGAUAACGGAUAAUUAUAUGAAGAACGACGUUAUCGAACCCAUCGUAGAAGUAAUUGGAGUGACGAAUUUGGGUAUAAUUGGACCAGAUCGAUUUCGUAAUGAAGUAGCUUCUUCCCGAAUCAUGAUAGGGAUUGGUAAUCCACCUCUUUCGCCAUCACCUUAUCUAUCUCUCUGUCUGGCAACACCGUUCUUGAAUCCAAUCAGAACAUGGGAUAGUGAGCAUCCAAAUGAUAGAUCGAAAUGGGUAUCUCAACAUAAUUAUCUCAAAUGGUUGGAUCCUCCAUACGUGUACAAUGUUCGAGCACAUGAUUAUCAGGGUUUCGUUGAUGCCAUUCAUGAAGCUCUCAAUAAUCCGCCGCCAAGGUAUAUUGAUCCAUCAAUGACUCCUGAUUCUAUACGUAAGCGAGUAAAGAAAUUGGUCGACAAUGAUUGGAGGAGUAUAGCUAAGACGUACUUAGAGGAAAGAGAAGCAGAAGGGGAAAUAAUUGCUGACAUCCCUCAAGAAAUGGACCUUAUGAGUAGAGGUGCAGAAUCAAAGAUCCCAGAUACAUCUUGUAUCAUGUACCGUUUACCUAUGGAUAUAUUCCACAAAUAG